CAUUGUGCUGACAAUUCAACUUGUGAUACAGUUACGGGACAUUGUGUAAAUAAAGGUUGUUUGCCUGGAUGGAAAGGAACUUCAUGUAAUGAAUCUUGCAGCUACGCAAACUUUGGAUCAGACUGUGAAUACCAGUGCCACUGUUUUCAGAACAAAUCAUGUCCGAAAGAUUCUGGAAUUUGCAAAAAUAAACGCUGUGAUCCAGGAUGGCAGUUUAAGAACUGUAGCAAAGCUUGUGACUUUCCUCAAUUCGGAGAUGCAUGUAACGAUACAUGUCAUUGUCUUAACAACUCAAGUUGUGACCAUAUCAACGGACGAUGUGAUAGCGGCUUAUGUGAAGCGGGUUGGCAAGGAGAUAGUUGUAAUCACGGUAAUAUUGACAUUCCGAGAAAUCAAAUUCUGCAACAAUAGGUCGUUCGGAUAUAACUGUUCUUCAAUAUGUUACUGUCGUGAUAACACCAGUUGUGAGGCUAAAUAUGGACAUUGCUAUUCCGGUCUGUGUGAUUCCGGCUGGACGGGUAUAAGUUGCGACCAAGAAUGCGAACAUGGCUCAUUUGGCUUAACUUGUUCAUCAACGUGCCAUUGUCUCGAUAAUUCAAGCUGUGACCACGUAUCUGGAGAAUGUAGUGUUGGUUUGUGCGAGCCUGGAUGGCAAGGUUCAAGUUGUGAUAAAGCCUGCGACUAUCGACAUUUCGGCUAUAAUUGUUCAUCGGUAUGUAAUUGCCGUAACAACUCAAGUUGUGACGUAUUCUCUGGAGAUUGUGAUACUGGUUUGUGUGAUCCUGGAUGGCUUAACUCUAGCUGUAGUAUAGCAUGCGAACUUGGCUCAUUUGGCUUUAACUGUUUAUCAUCAUGCCAUUGUCUCGAUCAUUCACGCUGUGACGCCGCCUCUGGAGAAUGUGUAAAUGGUUUGUGCGAGCCUGGAUGGCAAGGCUCAAGUUGUGACCAAGCCUGCGACUAUCGACAUUUCGGCUAUAAUUGUUCAUCGGAAUGUAAUUGCCGUAACAACUCAAGUUGUGACGUAUUCUCUGGAGAUUGUGAAACUGGUUUGUGUGAUCCUGGAUGGCUUACCUCUAGCUGUAGUAUAGCGUGCAAUCAUCGUACAUAUGGAUAUAACUGUACAUCGACAUGUCAUUGUAUUGAUGAUACAAACUGUGAUGCUGCAACAGGAGAGUGUGAUAAUUAUUUGUGUGAACCUGGUUGGCAAGGUUCUAACUGUGCCACAGUUUGUGACGCUGGAACUUUUGGGUACAAUUGUUCAAACAAAUGUCACUGUGACGAAGAUAAGAACUGCAAUGCAAGAAGUGGCUACUGUAAAACUGGUAUAUGUGAACAAGAUUGGCAGGGAUACAAUUGCAGUACAAAAAAACUUACUUCGGAGCAAGAGGCGUCUACUACUGCUGCGGUUGCUGGCGGUGUGUCAUCUGCAAUUAUUCUUGUUGCGUUAGGUGUUGUUAUUGGAUUCUUCUUACUUAAGAGAAGGAAAGCGUAA
This is a messenger RNA of Mercenaria mercenaria, 1492 nucleotides long. Its product is annotated as multiple epidermal growth factor-like domains protein 10. Gene Ontology annotation, molecular function: scavenger receptor activity. NCBI's taxonomy places the organism in Eukaryota, Metazoa, Mollusca, Bivalvia, Venerida, Veneridae. The transcript has 11 exons. The coding region runs from base 89 to 1492 and encodes 467 amino acids. Gene Ontology annotation, cellular component: membrane. Gene Ontology annotation, biological process: cell communication. The record is from RefSeq and is a predicted model, not a curated record.